Messenger RNA from Aspergillus sclerotioniger CBS 115572, 988 nucleotides. Its product is annotated as F-box protein. Gene Ontology annotation, molecular function: protein binding. The transcript has 6 exons. Bases 41 to 862 code for a protein of 273 amino acids. The record is from RefSeq and is a predicted model, not a curated record. NCBI's taxonomy places the organism in Eukaryota, Fungi, Ascomycota, Eurotiomycetes, Eurotiales, Aspergillaceae.
AACAUGAGAUUCGCACAUAUCCCCCGCAGUUGAUCAGAACAUGGACGUCAGCCAUCCAAAGCUCCAUCUUUACUCGCUCCCAAAUGAAGUACUCGUUCAAAUCCUCUCCUCCUUCUCGACGCGCUCUCUCAUCCCUUGGGCAAGAGUUUCCUACCGCUUCCACGCCCUGAUCUUACGGAUCCUGCAUUAUCGCCUACUCGUUGGCGCGCCAUUGCAGGAAUACAAGCUCAUCCUAGAAUGCUUUCAUCCAAGCUCUAAGCUAAUUGAGCCUCACGUAUUCUGUACAUAUCUUGGCACAGACGACUUGAAUAGCUACGAAGGGAAUGCAACUCGGAGACUGAGCUCAGUAUAUUCUCGGUUCCGUCCUGAAGUGACAGUAGAAGAAAGGUCUAAUGGAACAAGGCUAGUUCCCGUAACAGACGAUGGGCAAGAUCCCCAUCGGGAUGACUUAGUCGUCACGCGCCCUAUCAAUCUAGAGGAGUUCGAGGAAUUCUUUCAGCUAUGCGUGCUUGUGAAUAUAGUGAAGGUCAUGCCGGGAACGAACCUCCUCCUGAGCGCACACACGGUCGAGGAUGGGGUAAUCAGAGUGUUUCGGGAUUGGUUGAGGGACGAAGAAAAGCGCUUCCGGGAAUUCAUACCAGAAGGGGCAGGGCAUUCGCAAAUGCUAUGGGUUGACCAAAGCAAGAGUGUCGGGAUCAAAGUCCGGGUCAGGGGAAGAAACGAUGAACAAUUCACGAGCUAUGAACUGGAUAUCGAAGAAUUGCAUAUACGCUCUGUUCGGUUACUAUUGACGUUGGAGAAAUCACAGGAGGAACAGCAGAAUUAUUACAAAGCUGUAGUUCUUACCCCAAAUAUUAGAUAGAUUGCCCAUCGGCAGACAUGCCAGUGAUAUGCUGUCUUAUCACCAAUCCGAAUGUAUGUAUGAACCUUUCUGUCAAUAGCGUUUCUUCCAAGGUACGCAGAUCGAGCAUUCAUAGGAACAAAGGCC